UUCGUCUGCUCUGGAAGAUGUUAUAACCGAGUAGAGGCAGCGAAAACGCGACGACGGAAGGAUGUAGGUGAUGUAUGUAUUGUUGCUGUGAGCAAGACAAAACCUAAAUCAAUAAUCAUAGAAGCUUACAAUUGUGGUCACAGACAUUUUGGAGAAAAUUAUGUGAAUGAACUUGCAGAAAAGGCCUCCGAUUCGGAAAUUCUGGAGCUGUGUCCUGAUAUAAAAUGGCAUUUCAUUGGGCAUUUGCAGAGUAAUAAAGUUAACAAGCUGCUAGGUGUUCCAAAUCUAUACAUGCUGCAGACUAUUGAUUCUAAAAAAUUGGCUGAUGCUGUAGACAAGGCUUGGGCAAAAAAACAGAACGUUGAUUCUCUGAAAAUAAUGAUUCAAGUCAACACCAGUGGUGAAGAAAGCAAAAGUGGAAUAUCUCCUGACAAGCUAUAUGAGCUUACUCAACAUGUAAUUGGAAACUGUCAUAAUCUAAGUUUAGUUGGUUUUAUGACAAUAGGGUAUGCUCAGUAUGAUUUGACUCUUGCACCAAAUCCUGAAUUUUUAGCCUUAGCAAAUUAUAAGGAAAUAGCCUGUCAAAAAUUCAACUUGGAUGCCAACACAUUUGGUUUGAGCAUGGGAAUGUCACAUGAUUUUGAACAUGCAAUUGAAAAUGGCAGUACUUUCGUUAGAAUAGGAAGCUCCAUUUUUGGCUCAAGGGCUGUGAAGACUCAGGAAGUUAUGUGACAGGAAUCUUUUGAAUGAAACUGAAUAAUGAUGAAAAUGGCACCUGUUUUUUUAUAUAUCAUGGAAAUGAGUUGUAUUUUGAUGGCCUAUUUGAACAGCUUUUAAAGAAAACUAAUGUUAUCAAUGUUCAUUACACAAACUCAGUUGCUCAAUUAUGUAUAUACUUGCAUUCAAGAUAAACUGCAGAAUUAUAUUUAUUUUGUCAGCUCCACACCACAACUAUGAAUUUGCAUUUAUACUUGCCAGCAUUUUCUGGGUUGUUUUUUACUGUUUUAAAUCAUGCUGGAAAAGAGAGAUGUACAUUUUCUGAGAUUCGUAUAAAAUAUAUGUUAUUAAUUUUUAUUAUUAUUCAACAUAUUUAACCCUCAAGUUAACCAUAAGGGCAGGUAUCAUGAAUAAUCGUGAGUGGGUGUAUUUGUAUCCAUAUUGGAAAUCUGUGUUUGUCAUGUAGUUUAAGCUAUGCUGCUACCAUUGCUUCCAUAAAAACCAGUCGAAACAAUACCACCAUGACCAUAUUCAUUCUUAUUUUGAAUGAUGAUCCCCAGCAUAAAAGGGUUCUUUCAAUUCUUUUUGUACCCUCAGUAUCUGGAGAAGACUUCAGGACAGCAGAAUGUGUGUCUCCAUUCUGCAAAAAUAUUAAUGGCUUGCUGCAGGAUCCCAAAUAAUACAUUUUUAAUACGGAAACAGUGUCCAUUAGCCUUCAUUGUAAUCAGGAUAUCAAAAGCUUUAUGUAAAUGGCAUAACUCGAUUUUCCUUAGCGUGUCAGAUAUUUAAUGUUUUUCCUCAAAGAAAGAUAUGGUUUUGGUGUGAUGCUGAAAUUUUAUACUGAAUGUUAGUAGUUUCGUCCUCUUUAAUUGCAGCAUUAAGUAAAAUGUUUUCUGAUAUAACCCAGCAGAAUUGUGUACUUGUAGUCUAUAUUCAGAUUAAAUUCAGAAGUUAUCUACAUUUGUUGUAAAUAUUAGAAAAUCUGUUUCAGUAUAACUUAAGUAAUCAAAAUAUAUAGAUUAUAGCAUACAUAAUAUAAAUUUAAAAUAUGUUGUGUGUAGUCUAUGUCAUUGUAUACAUUAAAGGAAACUUGAUUUCCUUAUUAGUAAACAAACAUGUAAGCUAGAUGAUUUUAAUUCAUUACUGCAUAAUACUUUUAAUUUCAAAUGAAAAAUAAAUAGCUAAUGUAAUUAUAAAAGAUUUACCAAUCAGACUUUUAAAACGCCCCCCAAAAAAGUGUUAAUAAAAUUUCAAGUAGUCUGCUGAAUGUUUCAAAACUGAUAAGUGCAACACAGAACAAAUAAUUUCUGUACCAGAUCUUAUACAGUAUGUAAUAAUAUAUUAAAGUAGUAGUGUGUAGUUAUUAAUUUCUUUCAAUUGAUUUUGUAUAUUUGUGUAGUGUCAGAUUAGAUCAUUUUUCAUGUGAUUCGAAAGGCAUCAAAUUAUUGGUUAAAAACAUUCAGUUCCUUUCCAAGCUGUGAGAAGAAAAUGUAAACAAAGAAUCCCCCCCAGUUUACUGAUUUAUUGGAAGUGUCUUUUUUUUAUCAUUUACCUCUCUAUUAUGAAUUAAGUUAAUUUUAAUUGUUUGGAAUUUCUCACAUAUUCGUAGAAUAGUGACUUCAUGUGGUUUUUUCUUAUUUAUGUAAAAUAAAAAUAAAUGGAAACGCAUUAAAACCGUCUCAGCGGCGUGAGAUUUUAGAUCUAUCAUGAAGACCUGUAUUUAAACUGCAUUUAUUAGCUGAAUUUGUAAAAUUAGUUAUUUUGGUCUCCAUUUUCAUAAACUUAGAUUCAUGAAGAUGAUAUUUACAUUAUUAAAGAAAGUAAGAAAACAAAAUAACCUAAAUUAUAAGCUAAUAUUUGUCAAAUGAUAAAAAAAUUUGAUGACCGGAUAAUACUGAUCAUGGCGCGUAGAGGGUUAAAAGUUAAAAUUAAUUUGUAGCUAUUCUAUCCUAAUACGUGUAAAAAAUUUUUUUCUAAUGCCUAUUAUUUCUAUACAAAUUCUAUACAAAAUUUGGGCCAAGCACUUUGCUUUUCAUUGUGUAAAUCACAAGUACUCAUUAAAAAGUACACCUGGUUUAAACAUUUUGGGGGAUGGGGCAGAAUUCAGUUAAUGUUUUUCUUGCAAAAUUAUAUCAGUGAUUAAGAUUCAUAUAAGUUUUUAGUUUUAAAAAUAAAUUUGUGUCUGCAUAGAAUACACUAAUCUCAUUGUAUGUACUACUCAUUUUGUUUUUCAGUUGAACUUUGACUAGAUUAGAGUUGAUAAAUUGUCAGUUUCUGAGUUGCUGUUAAUUCGACAGUAUUUUUAAUGAAGAUUUAAAUCAGUAUAUUGAUUUCUAUUGUUAUAUAAAUUUGUGCAUUUGUUUUAAAUGUGAUAUAAGUAUGACUUGCAUACUUCACAAAUAUAUGUAUGACUUUGUAUUUAAAAAUUAACUAUUUCUGUGAAUAUAAGCUGAUAAAUUCAUCUUUAUUUAUAUAAUUUGGUCUCAGGAAGAUGUGAUGAAAAGUGUUCUUUGUGUAGAUUUUAAUUAGAUUUUUGUUAACAUUUUAUUAGCAAUUUGUGGUUACUUUUUUUAGUUUGAUUAAAAUAUAUUUUUUAUGAGAAAUGUAUUUUUAAACUCGAUGUUCAUUAAUUUGACAAUGGUACUAUUAUGAAAUACUCCUUUUCAUGUGCAUUUGUAUUUAAUUUUCUCUCUUGCUGUAUUUCAAUUAAUUUUUAUACUAUCAGAUUUAAAAAAUAUGUUCCAGAAUUAAGAGAUUAAUUGGAGGAUAUAUAUAGUGUUAUGUAAAUUAAUUUGUCCAUUUGUUUUAAAUGUGAUAUAAGUGUGACUUACAUGCUUAUAAAUUAUAAAAAUAUAUGUAUGAUUUUGUUAAAAGUUGACCAUUUCUGUGAAUAUUGUUGUAAGGUGAUAAAUCCAGCUUUAUUUAUAUAAUUUGGCCUCAGGAAGAUGUGAUGAAAGUUCUUCUUUGUGUAUAUUUUAAUUAGAAUUUGUUAAACUUUUUAUUAGCGGUUUAUGGGUACUUCUUUUGUUGGAUUAAAAGAUAUUUGUUAUGAGAAAUAUAUUUUUAAACUCAUUGAUCAUUAGUUUUUGCUGUGUGUUUGACUGUGGUACUGUUAUGAAAUCCUCCUUUUUGUCUACGUAUGUAUUUAUUUCAAGUUUUCUUUCUUGCUGUAUUUCAAAUAAUUUUUAUACUAUCAGAGUAAAAAAUUUGAUGACCGGAUAAUACCGAUCAUGGCGCGUAGAGGGUUAAAAGUUAAAAUUAAUUUGUAGCUAUUCUAUCCUAAUACGUGUAAAAAAAAUUUGUUCUAAUGCCUACUUUUUGCAUGCCCACAAAUAUAUCUUGUCUUUAUACUAUGUUUUGUUAUGCUUCUCAAAGAAUGAGGGAGAAUC
Stegodyphus dumicola is the source of this 4106-nucleotide messenger RNA. RefSeq names its product pyridoxal phosphate homeostasis protein. Gene Ontology annotation, cellular component: intracellular anatomical structure. Lineage: Eukaryota; Metazoa; Arthropoda; Arachnida; Araneae; Eresidae. The record is from RefSeq and is a predicted model, not a curated record. Gene Ontology annotation, molecular function: pyridoxal phosphate binding.